AGUACCCCGCGGCCCCGACACCCCCUUCUUCCUUUGCACUCACCCUGAGGCCUCGUCUGGGAAGUGGCAAGGCCGGGCGGGGAGCACACGCUUGGCUAACCAGGCUCGGAGCCGCCGCGGCAGGAACGGUUGUGGUCGGUGGUCUCUUCUGGGAGCCCAACCCCCUCCUGCCCAUGGGGUCAGAACGGGUGGAGAUGCGGAAGCGGCAGACGCCUGCCACACCGGAGACGCCAGGCUCCGCCCUGGGCCCGCUGGGAACCGGCAACCGGGGGUCCAACGCGUGCUGCUUCUGCUGGUGCUGCUGUUGCAGCUGCUCCUGUCUCACUGUCAGGAACCAAGAAGAGCAGAGAGCCACAGGAGCGUCCCAUGAGCUCAGAACAGACUUCCCGAUCUGUGAAGAAAGCCCGACCCCCACUCUGGAAGAAGUCAGCGCCUGGGCCCAGUCCUUCGACAAGCUGAUGAUCACUCCUGCGGGAAGAAACGCUUUCCGCGAAUUCCUGCGGACAGAGUUCAGUGAGGAAAACAUGCUUUUCUGGAUGGCCUGUGAGGAGCUGAAAAAGGAAGCUAAUAAAAACAUCAUUGAGGAGAAGGCAAGGAUCAUCUACGAGGAUUACAUCUCCAUUCUUUCUCCCAAAGAGGUCAGCUUAGACUCCGGGGUCAGAGAAAUCAUCAACAGAAACAUGCUGGAGCCUUCCCAGCACAUCUUCGACGACGCCCAGCUUCAGAUCUACACGCUCAUGCACAGGGACUCGUACCCCCGCUUCAUGAACUCUGCGCUCUACAAGGACUUACUUCAGUCCUUGUCUGAGAAGUCGGCUGAGGCGUAGGAUUUGUCACAUAUAUUUAUUAUUCAUGAAAUAAUCAAAGAACUCUGGACUACGUCUAGCACAGGGGAUUUAGAGGUAGUAACACCGUCUGCUGGAGAAAUACUUGGGCUAUUUUAACAACAGGUGUAUCCCUCCAGAGGGCUGGCUACCGAGCCACAAUGUAAAUUACAGCCACCUUUAGUGGUAUUUCGAGAAACAUGGGCUGACUGUUUUAGAAAGGUAGUAUGUUUACAUUUACAGUCGCAGUAGCAUGCCCUCCAUGGCACAGGAGACGAGAAGACUCCACCCCGCCUGGAGCACAUAUCCGUGGGAGCAAACCGCCCCACCUUUGUUUUGCAUGGGUUCAGUAAUGGACUGCCGAGUCUCCCCUCAAAGAAAAGAUAUUCGAGUGUUUCUCAGCUACCCCUUCCUGCCAUCAUGCUUGGUUUGAAUACUUCACUUAGUGCCAUUACACGGCCCAAAUCACAUCUUGUAAAGAUGGGACCACUACUUGUGAAAAUGGUAUCCCGCUUGAUCGUGGUGUCUGUACGUAUGCAGAUGCAUAAAUGUGCGAGUAUAUCUACACAUUGUUACGUAAAAUGCCAUGUCUUGAGCUCAGUCUCAGAUGUCUGGUAAGAGGAGCAAUGCUUAGAGAAUUUUCCUGCCGAGAAGAGUAACUGUUAUUUUAUUUUCAAGGUUUGCCAACCUGAAUUAUUCACAAUUUGAUCAUGUUCACAACAAAACUUUCAAGUAAGCAUAUUUACAUUUUUAUUAUUCAAAGAAACAUGGGCAUUUUCACUCCUAAAAAAAAAAAUAAAGCACAAGAAUUUUAUCUCAAUCUUUCAUUUUUUUUAUUAGUUAAGUUUUCAGGAAUUACGAGAUUAUGUUAACUAGCAAUACACGUAACCUAUCUUUUCACUCCCAGACUAGGACUCUGUCUUAAGAUGCCACUAUUUUUAUCUUAGUAAAUGGAAUCACUUCUUAGCUAGCACGUAAAAAAUACUAAGUUGGAGACCUAAACUAUCUUGGAAUAAACAUCCCUACAAUGAAUAGGAAAGGCAUACAAAAUCUGGAAUGAUUAGAGUAGCAAAUUAGAAAAUUGGCAAAAGGCCAGCACCAUGAUUAGCCACCUGCUGGUCCCUUCCAAAGUAAAAUUUAAUUUUGUGAGAUGGUUGUUGUUCAUUAUGAAAAAUGUGUACAUAAACAUAUACAUUUCAAAAUAGUCUAAACAUCUAAAAAUGUUUGAACAAGGAUGCUACCUAUUUUUGCAAUUUCAGAUAAGUUUUCCUAAUCAAAACAUAAAAUUCAGAAGCCGUAAAAGAAAAUACUGGGACCAGCAGUUAGCGUAA
Molecule: messenger RNA, 2155 nt
Organism: Tupaia belangeri chinensis (Chinese tree shrew)
Lineage: Eukaryota; Metazoa; Chordata; Mammalia; Scandentia; Tupaiidae
Gene: RGS20
Product: regulator of G protein signaling 20
Exons: 5
Coding region: 174-827 (217 amino acids)
Source: RefSeq, a predicted model, not a curated record